UCUUGAAAAGGGUUAUUACAUUUUAGGAAAAUGUAAUAACUUAGGCUGUAUUCUGUGUGGGUGUAGAAUGAUGUAAAACUUACUUGCAACGCAAACAAUAAAUAUUAUUAAUAAUGGUGACAACAAAACCAUUUAUAGAGCACUGGAAACUGAAUUUACAAAAGUGCUUAAGUAAAGAAUGAAAAUAAAUGAAGGAAUACAUUGUAAAAGUGAUCACAUAUAGUAUAGCUAAUAUAAAUACAAUUUAUUUUGUGAUUUAAAACAUUUAAAAGGAUCUGAGACACUGUCUCUUUAAAUCACCCCUGUUACACAAUAAAAGCUGCUUGCAGAUAAUAGCAAUAAUAAUCGUAGUAAUAAAUAAAUCAGUAUGAGCUGUAAUGAAACUAAAAUCUGACAUUGCUUAAACAGUAAAGGUUUAGUGUUGUAUGUGGCCUGCAUCUCAGACCUGGUCAGAGCUGUCACACAUCCAUACAACUUUCUGCCGAGUCAUCGGACACACUGCCUCCUCCACCCAGAGACGUAGUGCAGCCAGCUCCGUGUCUGCUCAUCUUCACCGUCAGCCUCUACAGAACUGAGAUGUCAGACGCAGGGACAGAUGAACUGUGGCCGUCAGGUGAAUGCCAGGAGACUGAAAUGAUCCAUGUUUCUGUCAAAAGUCUAAUGGAGAGCAACGACUUCACUGUCCGCUGUGACUGUACUGUCAGACAGCUGAAGUGGGACCUAUCGGAUCGUCUCGGGAGCCCAGCAGAGCAGCUGGUGCUGAUCCACUCUGGUCGAGUCCUCAGAGAGUCGGAGAUCCUGAGUCACCUUAAAAGACAGAGUGAGUCAGUCAGGCUCUGCAUGAUCCAAAGGCCUCAGGGUUCGUCCAGUGUGCCCUCUGGUGAUGUAACCUCAGAGACGGUCCAGUCAGAGGUCACCGAUGUUCUUGACCCUGAAACCCUGACACCAUCUCCCACCUCUCCCUUCUGUCUGGUGGAAGGUUUGGGCAGUCUUGGCCUUGCAAACAGUGGACCCUGCCUCUUCACUGCACUCCAGUGCCAGAUGGAGGAGCAGCUUUUGGAUGACCCAGAGAUGAUGUGCCGUGUUGUGGGCAGCCCACUAGUGCAGAGCACACUCUCCACCUCCGGUGCCCAAAUAACCAGGCAGCUCAUUUUGUCUAAUCCCCAAGUCCAGCAGCUCCUCCAGACAAAUCCAGAGGUGGGAGACAUGCUUAGCGACACGGACAUCAUCGAACAGGUUCAGGAGCUCCUCAGGAACCCUGACAUGAUAGAGGAAGUGAUGCGUAAUGAAGAGAGGACACUGGCGAGUUGCAAGUUGCAGCCGCAGCAGGACGGUCGUGAAACCGUCUCUGGUGACUCUGGUGAUCUUCAGGAAACUGAAGCGAAAGUACAGACAGGAUUACCCCAGGUGGCCACUCUCUCAUCUGGCAAUCAGCAAACACUCAAAGCAGAGCCAGAGAGGGACCAGACACCGGCCCCCGAGUCCAGUCACUGCACAGACCCUCUCAGAAAACUGACACCUGAUCCAAACCCACAGAGCAAUAUCUCUACGGGCAAGGCUAAUAUGCAGAUCACAAGGUUUUCAUCAGCUAAACAUUUCUCCUCGGUUUUAAUCACUCUGUAUCUAUGGCCUUGUUCCUCCGCUGCCUCAGGAAUGCAGUCCCUGCUGGAGGAGAUCACAGCCAGUCCAGGUCUGAUGGAAAGCCUCCUCUCUGGGCCGCAUGUAAGCAGUCUUCUGAACUGCCUCAGCCAGAAUCCUGAUCUGGCUUCACAGAUGCUGCUGAGCCACCCUUUGUUCUCAGGGAAUCCUCAGUUACAGCAGCAGAUGAGACAGCAGCUCCCUUUCUUCCUCCAACAAAUGCAGAGUCCAGAGCUACUGUCAGCCAUGUUGAACCCGAGAGCCAUGGAGGCUCUGCUACAGAUCCAGCAGGGACUGCAGACACUAGCUGCAGAGGCUCCCGCCUUCAUACCUGCGGCUGGACUCGGAAACACUGGUGCCAAAGUCGGCGUUGCUCCUGAUCUCACAUCUAACUCUGUCCUCAACGGCCAAUCAGGAAAUUGUUCUCAGGUUGCCACGGAGACAGAGCAGCAGCAGCAGCAAUUUGUACAUCAGAUGCUACAGGCCCUGACCAACACCAGUAAUGGAGUCUGUCACGAGGAGGCGGAGUUCCAGGAGGAACUGGAGUACCUGAGCUCAAUGGGCUUCAGGGACAGACGGGCAAACCUGCAGGCUCUCAUCAGCACGAGAGGAGACCUCACCACUGCUAUACAACAGCUGUGCGGUCUCUGACACACAUGUGCACACGCAUACCCGCUGAUUCAUUUUAGAAGCAUUAACAUUAAGUGUGUUACAACACAACAGACACAUGUCGGCAAAUUUAUAUUGCUGUACUCCUUAACCUUCCAUACGACUGAACCAUCUGCGUGUAGUUUAUAGGAAGUGCUCUAUAGUCAGUCCUGGCAUAAAAGGCACCCUUACUUUAGUCUACACUUAUUGACCCUUACCUGAAUUGAAGGGCCAAGAGGAGUGGAUGCUUCAAUUAACAGAGUUGAAACAGAAGAUUACAUUAUCCAUUCCACUUAUUCAUAUCCACUUUUCACCUUGCCACCUGGACAGUAUCUACUAUAAUCUUUUAACACUCAGAGACACUGUUUAUUCUGACAAUAUCCACACUCCCAGUGCCUGGACAAGAGCAGGUGCGUGAGUUUACCUGGCCUCACCUGCUGCAUACACACAUGCAGACUUUGUCUCCAAAGAUGCACUUGGCUCCAAAACGUGUAAUUAAAAGAUGGACUUUGGACUAAAAUGUCAAUAUUAUCUCGACAUACUACUCAGACUUUCAAGGCUCAUCCACUCGACACUCACUCGCAGGAAAAAAUGAAUGAGUUCAGGACUAAAAACACAAUCUGUAAUUAUAAUAAGACAUUCAUUUAAAACCUCAUGUCUCUAUACAUUGUGGCCAGUAAUGCGUGAUAUUCAGUACAGGAUGUUGGAAUCAGUCUCACUGACUAGUAAACGUGAUGUAAUCAGUAAAAAGUGCUGAAUGUUGCUCUGUAAUUUUUUUUUUGAGUCCGUCAGCACUAUUGUGUUGUCUCGCAUUCAUGCAAAUGUGCACCUUUCUGUUGCAGCACAGUUCCUCUUAAGUUGUUACACUACAUUAAUUCCACAGUUCCGUUUAUGAUUCUCCGCGCACUAUUUGAUGAUCUGUGUUUUUGCGGGGGAGCCUGUUCAUCAUUUAGUCGUGAAAUUCCGGAGAUCCAUUUACAUGAGGAUGAAGGUAGCAAAUCAAUCAUUACUCAUUAUGCUGUGUCCAGAGUCACUGCAGAAAUCAUAAAUGUUAUCCAGCAGUCUCAGCACAAACAACAAAAACUGGUUAUGUAUGAAUUUAUUUUGUACAUAUUAUCCUUCACUCCCUUAGAUGAAAACCUCACUACCCAUCAAAAUCAGAAUUUAAGGUAUUUUCACACGAUAUCCCCCCCAUGCUUCUUAAAUUGAAACCUUUACUACAAACACUAGGGGGCACUUCAUGUCUUCAGUAGUUUCAUCAUGCAGCAGCAACAUGCAGAGUCCAAUCCCAUCGAUGACCGUUUAAAUAGCAGUUUCUGUGGUCAUUUGUCAUUACUAACGCACAUUAUUGACCUCUAUAAAGACACAUGACAUAUAAAUUGAACCCCCCCCCACACACAUAUUAAGCAUAAUAGGAUAAAACGAUGAGCAUAAAGCAAUCAUUUAAUAUAUGAUCGUCGACAUUAUAUCUUUAAGUGAGUUGUAGCUCUUACUGUUAGUAAUGAGAUGUGUGGUUUCAUAAGGGUUUCUGUGCCCUUAGCCUCUUGGAUUAAGGACACGUACAAUGACAUCAGAUAAGUGUGCAUGUGAUCCACUUGACAACCUGUGAGCAUUUGUCUGUUGGUGCCAAACUGAAGGGCUUUAAUCUUCAGUAGUCUGUGUGUGUGUGUGUGUCAGUGGGUUCGUCUGGAUGUGUGAGAUAUGAGAGUAGCCAAGGGGGGGUUUUCUGGAUUAGAAGCUCCUAAAAUAUUCAUGUUGAGGUUUGCAGAUGAGUCACACUAACAAAAACAGGUCUGCAGUGCUGAAUGGAAGUGUGUGU
Messenger RNA from Solea senegalensis (Senegalese sole), 4105 nucleotides. RefSeq names its product ubiquilin-1-like. Gene Ontology annotation, cellular component: cytosol. Lineage: Eukaryota; Metazoa; Chordata; Actinopteri; Pleuronectiformes; Soleidae. Gene Ontology annotation, molecular function: polyubiquitin modification-dependent protein binding. Gene Ontology annotation, biological process: ubiquitin-dependent protein catabolic process. The record is from RefSeq and is a predicted model, not a curated record.